This is a messenger RNA of Colletotrichum chrysophilum, 1245 nucleotides long. RefSeq lists its product as uncharacterized. Lineage: Eukaryota; Fungi; Ascomycota; Sordariomycetes; Glomerellales; Glomerellaceae. The transcript has a single exon. Gene Ontology annotation, molecular function: glycerate kinase activity. The record is from RefSeq and is a predicted model, not a curated record. Bases 1 to 1245 code for a protein of 414 amino acids.
AUGGAUUCUUCGACGCCCCAGGGAAUGAGAGUUCUCGUCUGUCCGUCCGGUUUCAAGGGAAGCCUUCAGCCAGAGGUUGCCGCUGAUUGCAUCGAGGCUGGUAUUCUCUCUGUAAUGCCAGAUGCUUCUGUGCGCAAGGUUCCCCUGGUUGACGGAGGCGAGGGGUUCACUAGUGCCCUUGUGUCCGCGACUGGUGGCACAUUGCAUCCAGUCGUUCUCACCGGCCCCGUUGGCGCUCCGAUUGCGUCUUUCUUUGGCAUAUUGGGAAGCAAAAGCCCUGAUGAGCCAAAGACAGCUGUCAUCGAAAUGGCUGCUGCAGCCGGAUUAAGCCUUGUCCCAACCCAUCUUCGCAACCCCGGCGUUACUACCACCUUUGGAGUGGGCGAGCUUCUGACAGCUGCAGCCGGAGUUGGCGCGAAGAAGAUCAUUGUCGGCUGCGGCGACUCUGGCACUUGCGACGGGGGCGCGGGAAUGCUUCAGGCCCUUGGCGCUCGACUGAUAGAUCAAGAUGGGCUUACGCUCCCUAUCGCCGCAGGGGGCGAGAGCCUGCUGCGUUUGGCAAAUAUCGAUCUUGGCGGAAUCGACAAGCGCAUCAAAGAUGUCGACAUUGAGGUCGCGGUCAACUGGAACAAUGUUCUUAGUGGUCCUGAUGGUGUUGCUAGGGUUUUUGGCAAGCAGAAGGGGUCGAGUGCCGAGCAGACGGAACGCCUUUCAGCAGCUAUGGAGGUCCUCUCUGUAGUUGGUGGACGGCUUCUCUGCGACAGCAAUGUGGGCACCUCGCCCGGCGGAGGAGCAUCUGGAGGGUUGGGCACCGGUUUGCGGCUGGUGGGCGCCAAGCUUCGGCCAAGAUAUGGGGUGGUGGCGGAGUAUGUCGACUUUGAAGGGCUGUUUACGGACUGCGACCUGGUUCUCACGGCCGAAGGAGGCAUCGAUGACCAGACGCCGAGGGGGAAAAUUCCGGGUGAGAUUGGGACGCGGGCGAAGAAGCAUGGCCUGCCGGUGGUUGCUAUUGCUGGGACCAUCGGACCAGGGGCUCGGGUCAACUACGACGUCGGAAUCGAUGCUUACACGUGUAUCCUGCAACGACCAACCACGCUGGACGAGGCCAUUGUGGAGGCGGAGAAACUGACGCGGGAGAGUGCCGAGUGCGUUAUGCGAAUGAUUGUCGUGGGACGGAUGUUGGGGUCCAAGAAGCCCUCGUCAACGGCGCAGGCGAAGCAGCCUGCAGCGUCGGCAUGGGUUUGA